AUGAGGACAGUGCUCUGGGCCAGGCAUAUUCCUCACUGUCCCCGUCCGGUUUCAGGUUCUCUCCAGAACGGCUCCCGUUGGGCUUUCUCUUUCGACAUGAGCUCCAUCUCCAGCAGCCAGGAGGUGAAUCUGGCUGAGCUCCGAGUCCACCUGCCUGAUCUCUCACAGUCCCAGAAUGUCACGCUGGACAUCUACCACAGCCCGAAGCAGAAGUGCCAGGAGAACAGGACCUGUGUGCACAAGCUCUUCCUGGGCACCUUCGCUGGCAGCCCCUCUUUCACCCAGGCCUCCUGGAAAGUGUUCAAUGUCACCAGCAUGCUCAGGUCCUGGCUUCACCAAGAGGUGGCUUCUGGCCACCGCAGUCCUGCAGAAACGGAGAGUGCCGUGGCCCAGGAUGGAUGGGAGAUGAGCGGGUUGGCUGCCCCAGCCACUGCAGCAACGAGCAUGCUGAACUCAAAUGACUCCAGCCACGGGGAGCUGGCCAUACCCCAAGACAUGACCGACAGAGUCCUGCUGCUUAUCUUCUCCAAGGACAAGUCUCCAGGAGAUCACACCCUCCUCAGAACAGUGGAGACCUCCAAGCACGUCAUGCGUGACAGUGGCUCCAAGGACUUGGGGAACCGGCGGCAUCGUAGAAACAGGAAGGAAAAGCAAAGGAUUAAAGUGAGUGAUGCCCCCGUUCCUGCCCCAGGGGAGGAAGGCAAAUCGUUGUGCAAGAGAGUGGACAUGAUAGUGGAUUUUGAGCAGACUGGCUGGGGCAGCUGGAUUGUCUACCCAAAAAAGUACAAUGCCUACCGGUGUGAAGGGCAGUGUCCGUCGCCUGUGGAUGAGACCUUCAAACCCACCAACCAUGCAUACAUACAGAGCUUGCUGAAGCUCUACAAGCCCAACCAUGUGCCCUGUCCUGCAUGCUCCCCAGUUAAGAUGAGCCCCCUCUCCAUGCUGUACUAUGAGAAGGGUGAAAUCGUCAUCCGCCACCAUGAAGACAUGAUCAUCGAAGAGUGUGGCUGCAACUGAAGCAAGCUCUUCCCAUGCUGGGAAUGGGAAGGAACAGGCACAGUUCUGGCCAGAAAGUAUCUCCAAGGACUAAACCCUGGGACUAAACCUUGAUGCCUACACCAUGAACAACAAAGGCCACUCACACACCGAUCAGGGUGUUGCUGAGAACCUGCCACCUCUGAAUCCAGACACUUGUGGGUCUGUGAAGGUCUUUCCACACUAGGAGAGAGAGGAGACACAGCCAGCAUUAAGGCAGGGCUGUGGGAGACAGAUUUUGUCCCUGAGGGGGACUGUGACAUGGGGAAUCUCACUGGACUUUCCUCCUGAAGAGCUCCCAGCCGCAACUGAGCCUAAUGCCAGGCAGGAGGGCACAGCGCACUGCCCUUGGGUGUUCACAGCUCUGUGCCGCACUGCAUGGCUAUUGUACCUAGGCAGAUCCAUGUGCCUCGCAGGGAAGGCAAAAGAGACACUUCAUUGCUAUGUUGUUUGCAGAGCUUGUGCCAAGCUGGUCGGACACAUGAUCUCUGAGAGACCUGCAUGCAACCGAGAGGGAGAGGUGCUGGGGAGGCCAGAGAGGAGCAGCACUGGGGACCGGUGUGCUUUCAGGGACAGUUCAAGAAUGAGCAGGGCAGAUAGACCAGGGAGAGAAAGGCCUCUCCUCCCAUGAGCACAGCCCAGGGCAGAGUGCAAAGAGCCACAAAGAGUCCAACUCGGCUCCCAGCUGCAGAACUGCACCUCCCCGAGCCAGGCGGUGCAAGCAAGGCAGAGAUCACAGAGAUCAGCCUCGCCUUGGCAGAGGAUGCAAAGCUCUGGGUCUUGGACCCUCAUUCCUUUUUGUUACACACUGUGAAAGGCAUCAGCUUUAUCUUUUGCACAUGAUCAAUAUUUCUGGUAGCUGAAGACUCUCAGAGGGACAUGUGCAGCACAGAUAUUUGACCACGCUAAGUAUCUAUAGAGUUGAGAUUUUCAGUGCUCCCCAGGGGUUUAGGCAUUCCUAUUAAAAUUUCCACUGUUUCUAUUAAAAUUCUAUCCAAUUUCUGUUAAGAUUAAGCUGGGAUAAUCUUACCUGCAGCAGUGUUAUCCCAGUGUCUAGAGCCCCGCGGACUGGAGCACCAGAAUGGGUUUUGCAGCAGACAGCUCCUGCCCUGCGGAGUUCACACAGCCAAAGAGGCUUCUCCGACACAAGGGCUGCUGGCAGGGAGGGAGGGGAAUGAAACAGAUCAAAGGGAGUUGGCAUGAGAAUUAGGGACUUGGGGCUCCUGCACCACAGCUUUCAUGAGAAGCCCAACCUUUCCAAGACACCAUACAUUCACCAGGAACCAGAGAGCCUCCAAUGGCAAGCUAGGUACGCCUGGAAAUAAUGCAGUCCUGAGGUCUGUCUUGGUACGUGUCUACCCCUCCCCAUCCCAGUAACUCUCCAGAAAAUCUCAGCUCAUGCGCUGCUUUCAUCUGUAAAAUCACAGUUUUGUCAAACCAUUCUGACCACUCACUGGAUGGGUCCACAAC
Struthio camelus australis is the source of this 2505-nucleotide messenger RNA. The record is from RefSeq and is a predicted model, not a curated record. NCBI's taxonomy places the organism in Eukaryota, Metazoa, Chordata, Aves, Struthioniformes, Struthionidae.